GCAACGCUAUCAUUAAGAUCCUCUGAAAAUAGACUUGACCCCUAUCAACUUCACUCUCACUCCUCUUAAGUCACCGCCGCAGCAGCAGCGAUUAACUUAACGAACCUCCAUGGCCCACCUCAAGCAAUCUAACCGCCGUCGCUCCUCCUCCUCCUCCUUAUGCCACCGACACCCUUCCGCCAAACCGUCCAGCGGUUUCUGCGCUUCCUGCCUCCGCGAACGCCUCGUCACCAUAGAGGCCGAAUCUUCUUCUUCCCCAGCCGCCUUUCAACCCCCCGAGCUCCGUCGCAUCCGGUCCCACUCCGUUCGGAACGCAUCCGCCGCAGCAUCCGUCUCGGAGAAGCCGCGGCGGAGAUCCUGCGACAACGCCAGGUCAAGCGCGAGCUCUCUCCAGAACCUCUUCGUCGACGACGACGACGGCGGCGAGAAACGGCUCGGUCUCUCGAAUCGAAAGCCUCUGGUCCCCGAUUUGAAAGAGGAGGAGGAAGAAGAAGAUAUCAAAGGUUUUGAUGAUAUCAAAGAGAGUGGAGAAGAGCAGGAGAAGACGAUGAAGGAGUUUAUAGAUCUGGAUUGGGGAAGCCAGAUCAAGAAGAGCAACGACCUCGCGUCGAUCUGGAGCAGGAAGCUGAAGAGAUUCUCACUGAGCCAUCAUCAUCAUCAUCAUCACAAGGAGAGGAGAGAAGAAGACGAGGAUAAACUCCCGGGGCGUCGCUCGUGUGAUGUGGAUGAUCCUAGAUUGUCUAGGAUCUCGUUCGAGAAGCCUAGGGCGUCUUGGGAUGGAUGUUUGAUCGAGAAAUCAUAUAGCAAGCCGUCGCUGCCAUUGGAAACCUUCCCGGAGAAGAAAGAAGAAGAAGAAGAGGAGGAGAAGAGUCCAGGCGGGACGGUUCAAACGAGGAACUAUUACUGUCGAAGAAGAAGCUUUGAUCGAUCGAGUUCGAUCAAGAGAUCGCUCGAGGUUGAUGAGUUGAAAGCUAUCUCCAACGCCAAGGUAUCACCUGAGACUGUUGGUUUGUUUCAUGGCGCUAAGGUGUUGGUUACGGAGAAGGAGCUUAGGGAUUCGAAUUGGUAUUCUAUUAAAAAUCACAAACCAGAGAGUAGAGAGUUAGGCUCUAAAGGAAAGAUUUGUGUAGCUGCUAGUAAUAAUAAUGUAGAGCUGAAGAAACCUAAAAAGAAAUGGGCAAAGGGAUGGAACCUCUGGGGACUGAUACAGAGGAAGAACAAGGAAACCAAAACCGAGCAGUGUUUGAAACUCGAAGGAAAUGCGGUCGAGGGUUCGUUGGCUGAGUCUUUGCUAAAGCUUAGGAGAGUAUCUAAAGGAGAAACCAAUGGUGGUGUUAGUGAGAAGCUUCUCAAAAGCUACAGUGUGAGCGCGAGAAAGUCCUGCGAUGGUGUGUAUACUAACACUGUUAGCGGCUUUGAAGGUGGAAGGAGCUCGUGUGAUGGUCUGUUUCAUGGAUCUAUUAACAGUGUUGAGGUUGGGAGAAGCUCAUGUGACGGAUUUGUUAACGGCAUUGAGGCCAAAGAAAGUCAUCAUCAUCUUCACCAGAGGAAAGCGAAUGAUGGCACUAGAGAAAACCUUGACAACAGUUUGUUAAGAUUGUAUUUGACUCCGGUAAGGAGCCAUAAGGCCAGCAAAUCCGGGAAGAGUAGGCUGAUGAGUUAAGUUUAAUCUGAGAUUUUGUUAACCCCAUGAAUACUCUGUGUAGUCAGCAACUAAUGUAUUUGUUAUUUUGGUUAAUAUAGAUAUGCCAACUAAAGAUCAUAUUGCCAUUA
This is a messenger RNA of Raphanus sativus (radish), 1773 nucleotides long. RefSeq names its product protein OCTOPUS. The record is from RefSeq and is a predicted model, not a curated record. Lineage: Eukaryota; Viridiplantae; Streptophyta; Magnoliopsida; Brassicales; Brassicaceae. The transcript has a single exon. Bases 110 to 1663 code for a protein of 517 amino acids.